This is a messenger RNA of Crotalus tigris (Tiger rattlesnake), 2687 nucleotides long. RefSeq names its product GSK-3-binding protein-like. Gene Ontology annotation, cellular component: cytoplasm. Bases 400 to 1080 code for a protein of 226 amino acids. The record is from RefSeq and is a predicted model, not a curated record. The transcript has a single exon. Lineage: Eukaryota; Metazoa; Chordata; Lepidosauria; Squamata; Viperidae.
GAACGGCAGACUCUUAUAUACAGGGGAGGAAAGAAAGGUGUAGAGGAAGAAGCCGUUUUAACUAAUCUACCUUUUCACGGGUUUCGCACUCUUAUAUCCCCGUGGGAUACUCGACGUACAACGGAGGGCUCUGAGUCGGGAGGAACAGCCACAGUUCUCGGGCAACGUAAAACCCCUUGAGAUAUUCGAGCCCCCUCUUUCAGUCGGAGCGGUUGGACGCGCCCGGCGCGCGUCAUCCAUUGUUUACAAACCAACCGCAGGACCAACAACAGCGUUGGAGAAGGCAGGGAGCGUGCGGGAGAGGGCUCGCUUGGCAGUUACGAGCGCCGUCGCUGCGGGCCCCCCAGAAACAGCGACGCGUGCCAAGUGAAGGGGAAGGCAGGCAGGAGAGCAGCGGCGAUGCCUUGCCGGCGGCCGGGCGGAGAACGCUUCGUACUCCUGGAGCGCGGUGCCGGGACUGCCGGCAGCUGCUCCAAAGAAGUGGACGCCUUGGUGGCCAAGCUGGGCGAAGUGCUGCAGUUGAGCUCUCAGCACCGGGCGCCAGCGGCACCCCGCCUCCUCCCGAGGCACCACGGCCGGGACCGAGUGGCUCCCUACUCGUCCCCGAGAGGUCUCGGCUUCUUAGCCUCGCUACACCAUCGCCACCCGCCGUCCCACCCGCGCCAGUCGCCGUCUUUGCUCCUUUGGCAGCCGCCCCCCCCACCUCCGCCGCCCACUGCGGACCAGAAGGGUAGUCCGCGAACCUCCAAGCAACUGUGUGGCCGGGGCUGGUUGCGGAGCUCCGCUCGGGCUGGGAGGAAGCAGCCCCGUCGCCACCACCGCUACCGCUCGCUGCUGCCUGCGGGCGACGACGAGGAUGGCGACCCUCACCGCCUCCUGCAGCAGCUCAUCCUCUCCGGCAACCUCAUCAAGGAGGCGGUGCGGAGGUUGCAGUUGGCGGCCUCGACGGCGGCCGAGACUUCUUCUACCACGGGCUCCCCUGGCUCCGUUUCGUCCGCCGGGAGCUGCUGCCGCUGCAGUAGCAGCGACGGAGACGCGGGCGCAGCGUUCGCCGUCGCCUCUUUGCAAGCCCUGCCCUAGCCCUGCCGGGACGCAGCCUGGCCUUCGGAUUGCCGCCCGCCAAGGGAAGAAGCUACGGGACGGCGCCGUGGGGAAGAGACCGCGUCUAUUUGGCUUGCCUGAUCCCGUUAACGCGCGGGCAGGGUGGCCGAAGCGCCGGCGAGCGGGCGCGACGGCAAAGCCCAGAGGCGGAUCAUUCAAUCCGCGCCAGAUACUUGAAGCAGACCCUCGCGGGGGCUUUGCCAGGACUUUCAGCGAUGAUUCUCGGUCGCUUUUCAUUACUCUUGAGCCACUUGACGGGCUGCUCCUGUUUCCCUUUUGGGGAAACAAAAAAACAAAUAAAAAACAGAGGUGCUAUUUCGGCCCCGGACGGUUGCUCUUUAGCCUCCCGCCCGGCCGUUCAUCAGUCCCGGUCCCGUCCCUUGUCUGUCCCUCUGCCCGACGAUCCGGAUCCGCCUUCGGUGCUGGAAUUGGCGCUUCCCACCCGGGCGCCGAAACCCUACCUCUCUCGCUCUCUGCCCUUGGUGUGGAAGCGCAAAGAAGGGACCAUCCCGCCUGGCAUUGUCUAGUGUGAAAUCCUAUGGGCUAUUGAAGAGUAAAGACCUGUCCGCGUACGAUCGGAAGGGGAGGAGGGGUGGGCGCCAUAGACGCUGCUGGACACAGAUAUAAUACGCUUUAGAUCACCAUGCCCUUCCCUUCUCCAUCUUUCUCGCGAAGGUCACCCCAUUUUCUGCCCCCACCCCGUGUUUUGGUGUCUUGCUGUGUUCCCCAGGCAGGUGGCCACGGUACUGUAACCCCAUCCCUGCUUGUUUUGACUGGGCUGUGGGCAAACCCUGUGUGUUUUGUAACGGCUGGGAGUCUCCUGAGGACGAACACGUUGGUCCAAGCUUCCCUCUCCUCUCCUCACCCCACCCCCGCUUCUUUCCAAAAGCUCCUCCUCUCCUUACAAGCUGGAUUUUUCAGAAAGGGGGUCAUAUUUCAGUAAGCUUUCUAGGAAAACUACCCGGGGGGGGGGCAAGGAGGGGGAGAUUUUCUCCAGCCAGAAGAGAGCCCCGGGAUUUGCUUGUUGAUUCCUGUAUGUAAUGGCAAGUCAAUAUGUCCCCAAAGAAGAAAAUAAAUUCUUGCCCCUUUUUCUGAUUAGAUGAAGAGGAAAAUUCCGUUUCUGAAGACCCCUGUCUGCACCCUCCCUUCUGCAAUUUCUUCUCCUUUGGGGCAUUCAUAGUUGUUUGUUUUUUUUAAAAAAAACAAAACACUAGAAAUACAAUCUAUAUGAAGCCAUUUAAAAAAAAAAAUAAAUACGAAUCUAAAAGCUGGGAAGCAGCUGGCUUCAACUGAACAUUAUCAGAUUGUGGAUGAAGAACUCUUUUCACAGAAGGUAGCUAAUCACAAGCUUUUAAAAAUAAAAACAAUAAAAUGUGUGUAUAUAUCUAUAUGCGUGCACACACACUUCCGGUUUAGCAGAAGCAGUUGUGGACUAGGUAUGUGUGUAUAAAUGUUUUUACGCAUAUUUAUAUAUAUACACAUAUGUACACUUCGUAACGGAGUGUUGAAGUUGUGUUCCUGGUUUUCAGGGGUUGUCUUUAAUGUGUCUCUAUUGAAUAAACAUGGUAGACUUUAUAUAUUAAAAA